Molecule: messenger RNA, 7389 nt
Organism: Mesocestoides corti
Lineage: Eukaryota; Metazoa; Platyhelminthes; Cestoda; Cyclophyllidea; Mesocestoididae
Source: the annotation of a GenBank genome assembly
AUGAACUUUUUAGUACCCAUAUUUUUCUGUUGCAGGAUGUUAUCUGUUGCUUUUGUGUCGUUCGUUGGUACCAUUCUUGCUUGGAUAGUUCAAUACAAAAACGGUGGCAUUUUAAAUGCAGUUGUUGAUAUCAAAGCCAACGAUGCUACAGGAGGCGAAUCGUACGUCUUUGCUUUUGAUAUGAGCCGCAUGAUACAAUACAUGAAAGAAAUUAUCCUAAGAACCGGCGAUAAGGAGUCCUUCAGAGUUCUUAAAUCCCUACCUAAGGAACUUGGUGGUGGGGAAGACGGUGUCAAUAAGGCCAUUCAAAAUCCCAACCGUGAAGGCGUCUUUAUGGUCGUGCCCAUCGUGGUCUUAAUAAUCAUGCUCAUAGGCGUCAUUGGGCUCAUUCUCAUAAACCUCUGUUCUAUGGUUUGCAAUUGUGUCCGGUGCCUUUGCUGUUGCGGUUGCUAUUGCUGUCGCAAGAGUAAAAGAGCUGAUAGUCCAUCGGAGGACGAAUUUUCCGAGAGCGUCACUGAGGAGGAAUCGGAUUGGACAAGCGAAAAAUACACGGACGAUAGCGAGGAUGACUUAGACUCACUGAUGGCUCAACGCCAAGAUGCCAUUAUGACGAAGAUUGAGUCUGUCGCUCUCCGUUCGAAGGUAGUUCGGGAACACCAAGGUUGCUUUUGUUGCAGCUGUCACAUCCUGACUACCAUUCUCGCUGUGGCAUAUGUCACUGGACUCGUUGUUUGCGUCGUAUUCUAUGUAAUUAUGGCACAGCAAAUCGUUAGCGUCAUAGAAAAUCCCUCAAACAAUGAGCCACAGAGUGAAUUAAGUGUCAUUGAAUGGUUAAAUGGAAAUAAUUCCGAUUUCAACUUACCAGGCACUGUAACGUUCAUCCUCGACCAGACUGUGGCGUUAGUUGAAGAGAAUGCCAAUCAGCUCACAGAAUCCCUUAGGACGACUCUCGUGGAUACAACGGACAGUCUGGCUGAAGACAGGGCAGUUCUCAUGAUUAAUUUUGAUGAGAAAGCUGUUAAAGGCAACAGUAUCGGAGAUGCACUACACCAAGUCUCUUCCAAAUUCAAAAUUAUUGCCGACAAUUUAGUGAAGCUAUACAAAAAGCUGGUUGAAUAUCCCGAUACCAUAGUUGAUGACUUGAUGCAUCAAUUGGACUUUAACGAACUCGUCAAUGAGAUUUCAGGCAGUGCGUCGGAACUUACGACUCAGGUCAGCCAGCAAAUCUCACAAGCAAAGCAGACCAUCCCUGACGCCAUUAAGAAAGCCCAGCCAAUUGUAAAAAUCGCCUUCUUCGUGCCUCUACCAAUCCUGCUUCUGAUUGCCCUCAUUUUGGUUUCAUGCACCCUCUUUUUUAUCAUUGAGGCUUUCUGUAAAGGACUUUUCUCACCGACCAUCAAACAACGAUCUGAUGGUCGUCGGAAGCGGAAAAGUCACAUCUGUGGCGCUAUUCGUUUUCUGGUGUUUUCAAUCCUACUCAUUCUCAUCCUCCUUUUCUCAGUCUUGUCGGUUGUCUUUCUUCUCAUUAACAGUUUUUUGGCCGCUGAAAUCUGUCCGUAUAUAUCACAGGAAGAUGGAAUUGGCAUGACUGACCACAUAUUGAAUAGUGUGCUGGAAGAUAAUGUCCCUGAGCCGACCAGCGAUUCCAUCAUACUAAUGAAGGCCCCUAAAAAUGUCCUCAAUGGCUUAUUCGUGGCCUGUGAUCCUACAAACCAUUCCACAACCGACCAACCACGACUGCUUCCAACCCUCGGCAUCAAACAAGUGGCCAAUUUUAAAGUGCUUGUGGAAAAUGAGGACUUCAAAAAAAUGAUAAAUGAAAUCGCUCCAAAAGCUGCCGAUAGUGUUUCUCAAGUGUUGCCUAGUGAUCUUAAACAAAAUGUUGAAGAACUACAAAAAUCUGUGGACGUUCUCAAGAAAAUGAUCAAGGAGUUUGAUGCUAAGGCCGCCGUCGAUGAAUUGAAAAAAGUUGAUUUAAUUGGCACGCCAGAAUUGGCGAAACUACGGCAGCUUGUAGAAGAGCAACUGAAGAAUACUGGUGUUCCAAAGGAACUGGACAGCGCCAUUAAAGAACUUGAGAGCGCAAAUCCUUCAAUUAUUCAGUUGCGCGAUGCUUACAGUGGAAUUUUAGCUGGAGAAACAGUUCCUGAUGAAUUAAAUGCGUACCUCGGAAUGGCCCUAAAAACGAUAGAGACUAUUUCAGACAAAAAUGCAAUCGAGAAACAGUUUGACGACAUUAUCACACGAUCUGUGAAUGAAAUGCUGAAUUCUGUCCUCGAUACCUAUACAAACGCCGUCGAUAAGAUGAUCACCACCAUUCUGCCCUGCGGUGGCUUGCAUUAUGUGGUGAAAGCUGCAGUGUACACCGGAUGCUCAGACACAGGCUUAAUUCCGCGCUUCUUUGGGUGGGCCCUGUCUCUUGCUCUCGUCACCCUCUUCUCGUUCCUAUCCUACGUGGGAGUCUAUAACCUCUGGUGUAUACAGUCGCAUACCUUUGUCUUCUGGCUGUCGCUUACUCUCGCGGAUAUCUUGAAAUGCAAGUUAAAGCUAUGCACAAUAAACGUCUUUUUUAGAUACGGGAUGCCGGGGCUUUCUUUUCCGGUUGAUUGUAUUGUCAAGGAUGUGAAAUUUAUUGAGUUUCUUCGGAACGAAGGGCGCUUGCUUCUUGCGACCUCCUCGAAUCUCGUUAUUCUUGAAUUGAAUGCCAGGUCUGGCCAUUGGGAGAAAAAGCAUUCUGUUGCCCUUCCAUUUGUAUCGGAGGAAGAGAUCACCGCUGUCGCUAUCGGGAAAGACGUCGUCUAUGUUGGCUCAAGUGCUGGCGUUUUAAGGCAGGUGGCUGUUGACGCUGGAAAUAUGGCAAUAGGUGACGACGAUUUAACGUCACUUUCACCCCCCGUCAUUUUGAAUAAGAUACCUGAGGACAAAAGGGAGCUGCUAAGAUUAAAUUCGGCUAUAGUCUCUAUCGAGCUGUAUCCAGAUGGCAAGGAACUGCUUCUUGGAUACGCCGGUGGAACUGCCAUUGUCGUGCAACCACAGACUCUUCCAGUAGCUCCCCAAACUACCGCGGUUGAUGAAAAUUGCAAAGAACCUGUUGUCAGCGAUGAAAAGCCCGAAGACGCUGAGAGCGUUGAAAAGCCGGCGUCAAAAGAAUCAAAGGAACCACUGGGUUUAGAAGCCAAAAAGCCAGAAGAAAAUUUGCCCGUUACUACUGAAGCAUCAGCACCAAAAAAGAGUAGGACUAGUGAACGUUCUACGUCUGCCAACUUGCAGUCUCUGCGCACUCAAGCCACGAAGAAAUUUCGUACACUCUCCAAGACCAUCAAGGACAAAAUUGAGCACACAGCUGAAGAGAGGCCGGUUUCGGUUCCUAUCCCUGCGCCGCCAAGCCCUCGCGUUGUGCGUCUCUUACCUCACACACAAGCAUUGUGCUGUGCCACAUGGCGCAUCACCCCCUCUGCCCUCCUCACCACGGAAACCAGUCAACUCGAAGUACUUAUUGCCUAUGACGACGGUGCUUAUCUCACCUGGACCAUCCCGAAGUCGGAGUUAGAAGUGGAGGAACCUGUCAUAGCCGCCCACCAGGAUGUUGCCAUGGUCCUGUUUGACUGUAAUUUUGUCACCCCCAGGACCCUUGCCGUGCGCUCCGAUUCAACGUAUCGUUGCCAGACCUUCAGUGAGGUAUGUGCAGUCGACUCUGUUAUUACCGCAUUCGUCGGAGGGUUGCCUCGUGCCCAGCACGCCGAGAAACACACCCUAACCGUUCUUGGAGGGGGGGACGAGCACGUCUGUUUCCAAUUCGGCUCCGCUAUUCGCGAUUUUGUCGUUCUGCCCAGUCAUCCCUCCCAACCAGAAUGCAAAGUCGGCAAAAAUGCAGAACACGAUGAACCCAGGAAUGAAGCAGUGCACGAGCAGCACGAAUGCGAAUCCUCUGAGCAGCGAAAUGCCACGGAGGUCGGCUACCUCCUUGUUCUCACGGAGUGCGAGCUUGUGGCCAUUGACCUCACCCAGCCCUCCUGGCCCGUCAUUCCCUCGCCGUACCUCAAGCACCUGGACUGCUCCGAAAUCACGGCAUUGGCUCAUAUUUCGGUUCCAUCGAAGUUAAUGGCCUCCAUCAAGGCAAGUUGUUCUCCUAGUGGUUUCGAACAGUGGCCAGUAAUCGGUGGUCGACAAAAUGGUUUUUGCUCAGGCGUUGUUCAACACCCUGAGUUCAAUGACAUCCUGGCUAUUGCGCACGCCAACUCUGAUGUUUCACUGUGGCACAUUGUUCGGGGCAACUGUUUCCACUGUCUUGGACGCAUCCACACUCUGUCAAUGUUCGAAGUUGGAGAAACUGGAUGUCAUAUUGAGAGGAAGGCUGAGGAGGAGGCUUGGCCCCCGUUUCGUCGUGUGGGCGACUGCGUCGGCGAUGCGGCCGCGGACCCUCGCUGUGCUGUGCGCACCCUCUCGCUGCAGCUUGUUGACGAUGAACUCGUCCUGUUGGCUGGUGGUACUGCUGGCAACUUCACUCUCUGGUCAACGGCUUGCCAGGGGUCUGUUGAAGCGGAUGUGCCUAAAAUCUCAGUCGAUUUGCUCGACGGCGUAGUAGAAAAAUUCAUCUGGGAGGGAUCCGAGAGCUUCAGGCCCUUAGAAGGCGUCUUGAAGCCCUGUUCCUCGUCCUGCCCAGUAUUCGGCCUCUGCUGUUUGGUCCAGUUCAAUCCACCCUCGUCCAUCACCGCUGUGACCUACGAGCCGCGGUGGCAGGCCCUGGCCGUCGGCUCGCUCCACGGCUUCGCCCUCAUCGACCUCAAGUCAAACGCCGUGGUGUACAAACAAUUGACACACGACCUUCUUCCGGUUUGCUCUGAGCCCCUUCAACCCUCUGGUGUCCGUAAGUCUCGUUUACCUGCUGCCAGUUUCGUCUUGAAUUCUCUGUCACGUCCGUAUGUAAUUUUGAAUGUAGGUGGCGCCGCUUCCAAGAUUGUGGCCAGUGGACGUCAACUGAAGGAGACCCUGCGUGAGUCCUUCCGAAAAAUCCGGAAGAUCCGCUCACAGCACUCGACGGCCGCAGUUUCGCCGCCGUCACGCGAGGACGCCUGCGCUGACAAGCCGACGACAGCGCCUUCCACGGAGACCGUCCCGUCCAAAGCAGUGGUCAGUAAAAUCUACGAACUUGGUUGUCAGCAACUUAUUAUUUUCCGAAAGAAAACGACUUACUUCACCCACCAUAUUCUCAUCGACCCUGGUUUAUCAUCGGUCGUGGAGUAUAAAGGUGUAAAAUCACAGAUAUAUUUCCUGGCUUCAUUUUUGACCCAUAUCGUAAGUAACACCUUAAUCCUGUUUCUUAUAAAAACGCAUCAUUCUCGGUUCUACCCAGAUGAUGUCGAAGAGGCAGCCGCAGAGGCUGCAGACGAGGCUCAGGCCGCAGUUGCCGAAGCACCAGCUGAGGAAGCCAAGCCGAAAGAUGAAGAAGUCGACGCGGCGUCUGAGGCUAAAACCGUUGCCAUCGAGGAGCCAGCGCAGCCCUGCCCCUGCCGCUUGAGACCGUCUGAUACCGCUUUCGGUGUGUCAGCUCUCAGCAUGGCCGACACCUACGUCAUUCCUGGCCUGCCCGCCGUCUCUAAAGAGAACAGGCAGGCCUUUCCGGCUCCCCGCACUGCAACGCUGUUUGUGGGGACGCAAUCCGGUGCCGUCAUUGCUCACACCCUCGCCUGGCCCGUGGAUAACGGCCCCAUUGAGGUGAAGGCCGUCAAGGAGGUCCAUUUCCAACACGCAGCUCCAAUCGUCGGUUUCUGUGUACUCGACGCUAAACUACGCAGUCCUUUGGUCUGCAAUGAGAAGAAGCGUUGUGUUCCUGAAGUUAUUCCUGAACCCCCUGCACCUAUUCAGCCUGAGGCAGAAGACCCACAACCUGGCGAACCUGCGACGCCAGAGAACGGAGAUGAAGCCACUCAGAAACCCGACGAGCAGCAGUCGCAAGAGCAAAAACCCACUGCAUCCGGCGGCGACAGCGAGGGCAAGGCCGUGGAAGGCGGUGCCAAGGUGGAAGCGUCGAAAGCCACAGUCGACUGCCAUGAGCUUCUAGUUUGCACUGAGGGGCAAGUUCGAAUUAUGAUGUUGCCCUCAUUGAAAACCAAGCACAAGUACAGGUUCUGGGAAAAGACUGCUACUGGCGGUGGUGGCCAUGGCGGAUUCAAACCCUCGGCUAUCAUCCAACGCAGAAAAUCAGAGCAACCCGCCUCUUCUGCGGCUAAUGUGGUGGAAGCUACUCCGCCCACGGAAACAAAAGAAGCCGAAGGCUCAGCUACGAAAGCUCCAGUCGCUACGCCUGAAUCGGACUCCAGAUCGGAUCAAUUAGAACAGACGGAUGGUUGCGCUGAAAAAGAGGAAAAGCCUGCUGGUGAUGCUAGCGCAGAAAGAGAAACCGCGCCGCCUUCCAUCUGCCUGCAUCGUGUUGCUGCUUUCGGCUUGCAAAAAUUCCCCGGUUGUGAAGACUGGUAUGCCGUGGUGGCCUUGAGAGACGGUCGACUCAACAUCCUCACCGUUCCUGGACUCAGAAGAAUCCUCAAAGAUGGCGAUCAAGAGGACAUUAUCGGAUUUACGUUUAGCAAAUCACACCAUCCAUUACUUUCAAACGUCAUGAAUCCUCCUUUAGCCCUGUGUUGCGAACACCCCGAGUGCUGCUCCAAUUUGACAUCUCAGCAGGCUUACUCAAGUCCCUGCGUCUCCAGUUGUGCCAACCUGGUCUUCUGGCCCGUUGUCAGCCGCCUCGUAGUCGCCAAUGAGAUUUCUUUCUCGCCGCCGUGUCGUCUGGCCUCCCCAGUCUGUGUGCAUGGGCUCAGAGGCACCGGCGAGGAGAGCUACUGUGUGUGUCUGCCCGCAUGGGCUCGACCCUCCUCUGCAGUUGCCACCGCCACUGGCCAAAAGGCCUGUCUCAACGCGGAACCCGAUGUCGCCGAGGUUACGGCCGACGGCACUCCAGUUGCUGUUGUCUCCGACUGCGAGGCCUCAGUUGACGCAGAGAAGGCAGGUGUGAAGACAACCAUCUCGAGCCUCGAUUCCACAGACAUUGAAACCGCCAAAGAGGUUAAUGAGUUUAUCAAGGACAUCACAAAGGGAAUUGUGACUGACGGAGGCACCGUCACGGUGAAGACCACGGAGAGCUCCCUCGAAAAGCACACUGUGAUUGCCGGUGGCAACGUGGUGACCACCGUCCACGAAACCGAGUGCGUCGACGGUGAAGUCGUCAAGGACGACAUUGUUCAGGUCAAGUCAGACGUCGAUGAAAAUGCCGAGGACGAACAGAAGACAUCUCACUGCAUAAAUGUAAUCGUCGUUGACUCCCGCGAUCGCGAGAUGCAGAUUCUCCUUGUCUGUCCGUGUGAUUUUGGUUCUUUGCUUUUGCUUUCAUAG